AUAUAUUUGCUAGCAGGGAUUAGUGGAAUUGAUAGACUCUAGGUAUUUCAGAUAGGCGAUCUCUUGGUUGAAGUUCAGUAUAACAGAAGGACAUUGGUAUCCAGAGGUUAGUUUGCAAAUAUGGAGGAUACCAAAAGAAAUGGUAUUAUUGCCGAUAGUUUAAGCAAGAAGGAUAAAAGACGCCAACAAAUAGGUUCACGAUUGAGUAAACUAAACAGCACGUUUAGCCACGAAAGAGAUAACUUUUAUAGGGGAUCACUUCAUCAUCUUCAAACCACCCUUGCUACUUUGCAACAAGGAACCAAUGAAGAGUUUACCGAGAAAAGAAACCGAUUAGACGAAGGUCGGGACUACGAGCUAACCAAACUACGAUUAUGGGAAGAGUACCAGGUUAAAAGAAUCGACCAAGAAUAUAAAGAAGAUAUCAAUCGAGCUAAGGAAAACCACGACCGAAUGAUUAAGUUGAUCAAAGAAAAGCUUUAUGAUAAGUUACAGAAGCAAAUCAAACAGUUAAAGGAAGAUAAGUUACUAUUAAAUCUAGUGAAUGCUAAUUCUUGGAAUUCGGUCAACGCUAACGAUUCUUCCACCGCUGCGCUAAACGCAGUGGCAGCAGCAAACUCUCUCAACAUUAACGAUCGUCGCUCUUUGCGAAGACGGGAACUUAGCUCGAGGUUCACUGCAGGCGAAGCCGAUGACCUUUCCGACGGUGGUGCUGGCCAUAGCAGCGCAGCCCUUCACGGAGCAGCUUCUGCUGGUAGCUCUCAUAACAAUAACCUGAAUGCUGCUCGUGGCGCUUCCGGUUACAUCCUGGCAUCCAAUAACAAACGCAGAAGAUACUACGCAACGCGUUACUCCUCGAACGAUGAACUGAGUACGGGUGGGGUCACUGGUGCUGGUAGUGGCAGUGGUAACGGUUCCAUUAGACACGGUCACCAAAAUGGCGCUAGCAGUGGUAAUGACAGUAACUUGAGCGAUAAAGAUUAUGAUGCCUUGAAUAGUAUAAUCAUGGGUACUGAAGAUGGCGGAAUGUCCCUCAUCUUAAUGGACCACAACGGUAUCAAUGGCAGUAGCUCGAAGGCUUCCUCUUCCGGUAGACAAAAUACAAGAGGCUCCCAUAAACAAUUUGUUGGAGUUCAAGGAUUAAAGCCUGAAGAACUAAACGAUGAUUUAAAUUUGUUACGUAACGCCAUACAGAAAAAGGAAAAAUAACUCGGGCUCCCGGUGGGUCUUUCACAUUCAAAACUUUUCUCUUCUCUUUCUCAUAAACCUUUAGUUCAUUAUUCUGUAUUCUUACCUUUCAUUCUACAACAGUAGAUACAUAAUAUAUAAUUAUCCAACAGGAAU
Messenger RNA from Hyphopichia burtonii NRRL Y-1933, 1344 nucleotides. RefSeq lists its product as uncharacterized. The transcript has 2 exons. Gene Ontology annotation, cellular component: Sin3-type complex. Gene Ontology annotation, biological process: negative regulation of transcription by RNA polymerase II. Bases 121 to 1209 code for a protein of 362 amino acids. Lineage: Eukaryota; Fungi; Ascomycota; Pichiomycetes; Serinales; Debaryomycetaceae. The record is from RefSeq and is a predicted model, not a curated record. Gene Ontology annotation, molecular function: histone deacetylase binding.